ACGGUGGCUGUAUUACAACAACUGCGACGGCGCAUUGGAAUUCUUCGGUUGACGUUGCAAAACGUUGGACUGAACUAUAGUAGUGGGUAGGGAUAAAAAAGAAAAAGGUGGUUUACUUCCACGCUGACGAGACGCGAGAUUUUUGUCGUCCGCUAACUUCUGACAUAUCAAGCAUAUACAUACUGUCAGUUUAAUUGUCAUUGUUUCAUUUUACACACAUUCCAAGUGCCAAUUUUUAUUCAAUUUUAAAUAAUAACAAAAAAGAAAACAAUGGCUCCAAAACAGAGAAUGCGUAUUGCAAACGAAAAGGCUACCAAGAAUAUCACCCAACGAGGAAACGUUCCUAAAUCGACAAAAUUGCUAAAUGAAUCAUCUCCUGUAGGUCCUUGGCUUUUGUGUCUUUUCGUUUUUGUCGUAUGUGGUUCUGCUGUCUUUCAAAUAAUCCAAAGUAUACGAAUGGGAUAAAUAUUCAAAGAGGAGAAAUUCAUUUUUAUAUAAUAAUUUAAGGAAAAUCCACCAACUCACUAUGAACAUCAUUAUUAUCAGUUUUGUUUUCAACAAUUAAACGAUGAAUCAACUUCGGAUAUUUUGAACUCAAAAUGACGCUCAAAGAGCUCGAAUUGUUAUUGAGCCAUUAUAAUCCUCUAAUCAAUUUCAUAAUGAGCUCUAAAAUAGAAAUUUGAUAAAAAAAAAAAAAAAUUAGAGGAUUUUUGCAAUAAUUCUUCCUCGUUCGGCUCAAAGAUUUAUUAUUUAUAUAUAUAUAUAUUAAAAAAAAGAAAAGAAAGAAAGAACAUUAGCAUUUAUAAGCGUUUAAUAUAAACACAAUGAAAAGACUAUUUUAGUCUCAAUCACAAUUUGCCCGUCGAUGAACGAAACUCCUCAAGUUUUCAAUACAAUAUAAAUAAUAUGUCCAAAGCACUAAAAACUUGAAAUAAUUAUUAUUUAUAAAUCGUAAAAAAAAUACAGAUUUUCCUUUAUUCUCAAUAUGUCCAAUUGACAAUUUUUCUUUUUGAAAACAUUCCAGAUUCUUCCAUCGACGUUUCAUCUAUAUGAGACAAUUUGUAUAUAUAUAUAAUUAUUGAUAUAACAUUGUAUUUUCAUUCAUCUAUGGCAUUCCAUUAUAAAUUGAUGAUCAAUAAAUUGAUUGUUUUUUGAUCAAUUAUAAAAAUAAGGAACGCUUACUCUGACGCUCUAAAUACAUAUAUAAAUAUAAAAUAUUCUGUAAUAAUUGAAAAUAUAUUUACAUACAACAUUUAUCAUUGAAAUAAAUAAAUUAUACUGAUA
Leptopilina boulardi is the source of this 1284-nucleotide messenger RNA. RefSeq names its product stress-associated endoplasmic reticulum protein 2. The coding region runs from base 271 to 465 and encodes 64 amino acids. Lineage: Eukaryota; Metazoa; Arthropoda; Insecta; Hymenoptera; Figitidae. Gene Ontology annotation, cellular component: endoplasmic reticulum. The record is from RefSeq and is a predicted model, not a curated record. Gene Ontology annotation, biological process: endoplasmic reticulum unfolded protein response. The transcript is spliced from 3 exons.